Molecule: messenger RNA, 1590 nt
Organism: Sitodiplosis mosellana (orange wheat blossom midge)
Lineage: Eukaryota; Metazoa; Arthropoda; Insecta; Diptera; Cecidomyiidae
Product: ATP-dependent DNA helicase Q4-like
Exons: 5
Coding region: 145-1512 (455 amino acids)
Biological process (GO): double-strand break repair via homologous recombination
Cellular component (GO): cytoplasm; chromosome; nucleus
Molecular function (GO): 3'-5' DNA helicase activity; four-way junction helicase activity
Source: RefSeq, a predicted model, not a curated record
UCACGACGUGAUGAAUGCGAACGAGUGGCAAAGAAUUUGAGAACCUACUUCCAGGAUAACAUUGCUCGAGAGUUAGAGCUUCGAAAUUCAAGUGGAAAGCGUAGGCGUGCAUUAAAAACGACCAUUGAACCGUAUCACGCGGGAAUGGCUGGCUCCAGACGACGUACAAUUCAAAAUGCUUUCAUGCGUGGUGAUCUAAAGAUUGUGGUUGCAACUAUAGCCUUUGGAAUGGGUAUUAAUAAAGCGGACAUUCGAUGUGUCAUUCACUACAAUAUGCCCAUGAAUUUCGAGAGCUACGUGCAAGAAGUGGGAAGAGCCGGUCGUGAUGGAAAACCAGCACAUUGUCACUUGUUUUUGGAUUCGAAAGGUGAAGACAAAGUGGAAUUGCGUCGUCACAUUUACGCAAAUUCUAUCGAUCGUCACAUCAUUCGUAAGCUUUUGCACAAGAUUUUCAAACCGUGUGCUUGUAAAAAGUCUGAACCGGCUGCAGUGAAAGCCAGCGCUGAGGAUGCGGUUCAAGCAGAUAUUGAUGCUCUUCAAGGUAUCAACUGGAAUGACGAAGUGGAAGAAGGCUCAUCUGGCAAUCGAAAUUGCCCCGGUCAUGAAAUUUGCUUCUCCGUUGAUGAAACCAUUAACGAAUUGGAUAUUCCGGAGGAGAACAUUGCGACACUAUUGUGCUACUUGGAAUUACACGAUCAACGAUAUGUGAAAGCAUUGAGUAAAGCGUACAUUCAGUGCAAAGUUCUUUCAUACGGUGGACCCAAGGCACUCAAGAAUGCCGCCUUAAAAUGUCCUCCACUGGCAAUGGCCAUUGCACUGGACAUACGGAAGGGAAUCUCACACGACAACUCAACCUUCAUUGAAUUCCCCGUGAUUGAUAUCGCAUCGGCCAUCGGAUGGAACAGCGGAGUGGUCAAAUAUCAACUCAAACAGCUUGAAUGGACAACAGAAAAUGGUGCUUCUAAGCGGUCGAACAUUUCAGUAGAGUUCUCUGAUCUCGGUUUUCGUGUCAUGGCUCCCGGUGAUCUUACUCCAGCUGAACUUGAUUCAACACUCGAUAUGCUAUUCUCACGAGUCAAGGAGCAAGAGAACAAUCAAGUAAAUCAAUUGGAGAAUGUUUUCCGUGGUUUGACAUCGGUUGCCGUGAAAUCAUCAUUGGCUUGUGCAGCAGUUGAACCGAACGAUGAGCGAUCGGAGCGACUAAAACAGCUCGUUCGCAAAUACUUCCAGUCCAACGAGAGAGUUGACUAUGCAGCAAGUAUAACGGAACUACCACCGCCAGAUCCGGCUAUGGAUGAUUACAUCAUUUCGGAUGUUUAUACCAUGAUUUCACGAUACCCAGAGAAUAAGUUCACCGGUCGUAGUUUGGCAAGAAUCUUCCAUGGAGUGCAAAGUCCCGUGUUCCCAGCGGUGAUUUGGAGCCGCUGCAAACACUGGCGCGCACAUUUAAAGACUGAUUUCAAUCAUAUCGUUAAAUUGGCAAACACAGUUAUCUUGAAACUUCGAACAUAGACUGUUUAGGAUUAAGUAAUUGAUUUUCGAUAUGAAACAUUUAAAUGGAUUAAAAUCAAAUCUCGUAGAGCUAUUGAA